Messenger RNA from Corvus hawaiiensis (hawaiian crow), 2096 nucleotides. RefSeq names its product nudix hydrolase 18 (gene NUDT18). The coding region runs from base 1021 to 1980 and encodes 319 amino acids. NCBI's taxonomy places the organism in Eukaryota, Metazoa, Chordata, Aves, Passeriformes, Corvidae. The record is from RefSeq and is a predicted model, not a curated record. Gene Ontology annotation, molecular function: 8-oxo-dGDP phosphatase activity; magnesium ion binding; 8-oxo-GDP phosphatase activity. The transcript is spliced from 3 exons.
GCCCUGGGACCCCCAGUCCCCCCCCAGCUCCAGCUCCAGCCCCCCCGGCACCCCCCAGCCCAGCGAGCUCUUCUACCCCAGCCCGGGCAUCCUUCAGUCCAGCAGGCCCUAUCCCCCCAGUGCCCCCCAGUCCAGCCAGCCCGUCCCCACCAGUAUCUUCCAGUCCAGCCAGCCCGUUCCGCCCAGUGCCCCCAGUCCGGCCACCCCUUUUCCUGCUACCUCUUCCAGUCCAGCCAGCCUUUUCCUCCCAGUAUCCUCCAGUCCGGCCAACCUUUUCCCCCCAGUAUCUUCCAGUCUGGUCAGCCUUUUCCCCCCAGUAACCACCAGUCCAGCUACCCCUUUCCCCCCAGUAUCCUCCAGUCCGGCCAGCCUUUCCCCCCCAGUAUCCUCCAGUCCAGCCAGCCCUUCGCGUCCUUCAGCUUCCCGUGCGUCCUGCAGUCCAGCCAGCCCUUCUCCUACCGCAGCCCCCCCGGCUCCCCAAAUCCUGCCAGCUCUUCCCGGGCAGCCCCCUGUGCCCCCCCCAGUCCAGCCAGCCCUUCCCGUCCUGUGCCCCCCCAUGCCUGCCCCAGUCCAGCCAGCCCCUGUCCUACCGCAGCCCCCCCCGGCUGCCCAAACCUAGCGAGCCCUUCCCCUUCCCCUUCCCCGCCUACUCCCCCCUGGGGGUCCCCCAGUCCAGCAGACCCUUCCCCUUCUGCACCCCUCAUUGCAUCGCCAAGGCCACCGAGCUCUUCCCUUGCUACGUCCCCCCCCAGCCCAGCAGACCCCUCCCCAUUUACACCCCCCUGCACGUCCCCCAGUCCAGCAGACCCUUCCCCUCCUCCAGCACCCCUCACGCCCUCUCCCCGUGCACCCCACAAUCGCCGGACCCCCUCCCUCACCACCCCCUGCAGCCCACCCGGCGCCGCGGCUCUUUGUCCCCUCGCCUGCACGUCUGGGGGGUCCCCUCCCCACCCCAAAACCCCGCCACGCCCUGAGCCGGCCCCGCUCCCCGUCCCCAGCUGCCGCGGGACCCCCGUCCCCAUGGGGGACGCGCCGGUGCCGGAGCUGGAGGCGGUGCUGGAUGGAGGCUCUUGGGACGUGGGGACAACUUUCGAGGGGUCCCCCGCGCCCCCCGGGCCCGUCCGCCUGGGCAGGAACGUUUGCUACGUGGUGCUGGCCGUGCUCUUCAACCAGGAGGACGCGGUGCUGCUGGUGCAGGAGGCCAAGCCCGAGUGCCGGGGGCGGUGGUACCUGCCCGCGGGCCGGAUGGAGCCCGGCGAGGGCAUCGUGGCCGCGCUGCAGCGGGAGGUGAAGGAGGAGUCGGGGCUGGAGUGCGAGCCCCUCACGCUGCUGGCGCUGGAGGAGCGGGGCCCGGCCUGGAUCCGCUUCGCCUUCCUGGCGCGGGCCACAGGUGGGACCCUGAAGACCCUCGAGGAGGCCGACGCCGAGUCCCUCCAAGCCACCUGGUGGCCCGGGGACCCCCGCGCGCUGCCGCUGCGCUCGCUGGACAUCCUGCCCGUGCUGGACCUGGCCGCCCGCUACCGCCGGAGCCCCCCGCACCCCCCGACGCUGCCGCGGGAGUUGCCCUGCUCGCCGCUCUGCCUGCGGCUCCUGCUGCCCUUCGCCAACACCGCCGGCGACCUGUGGGUGCUGCUGGCCACCGCUGGCACCCCACACCUGCCCGUGGUGGCCUGUGGCACGUCCCCCUCCGAGCUGCGCGCGGGGCUGCGCCCGCCCCUGCUGCGGCUGCUGCGGGACUGCCUGGCCUGGGACCCGCAGCCCGGAGCUCUGGGGCUGCUGGGGCUGCAGCACCGAGCUGGGGGGUCCGGGGGGGCCGAUGGCAUCUGCUUCAACGUGCUGCUGAGCAUCCCCCCGGGGAGCCAGCGGGACGAGCCCCCCGAGCCCCGCGACCCCGCGCUGCGCUGGUGGCCCGUGCGGGAGGAGGGGCUGCGGGGCCGCAUCCUGCAGAGGCUCCGAGCCGCGGUGCCCGUGCGGAGUUAGGGCCCGAAAAGGCUGGAUUUGGGAACGGGAGACUGAGCGGGACACUCAGCCCGGGGUCCUGCUGGCCGUGGCGAAGGGGGAAGCCCCGGGAUGUGCUGCCCGUGGAUGGGGGGUGC